Messenger RNA from Bombus impatiens (common eastern bumble bee), 3856 nucleotides. RefSeq lists its product as uncharacterized. The coding region runs from base 162 to 2939 and encodes 925 amino acids. The transcript is spliced from 9 exons. Gene Ontology annotation, molecular function: protein binding. The record is from RefSeq and is a predicted model, not a curated record. Lineage: Eukaryota; Metazoa; Arthropoda; Insecta; Hymenoptera; Apidae.
AGGCUACGUAGUCCACAUAUUAAAACCGUCGUAAGCACGAAAGAGGAACGUCAGAUUUCGGUGCUCGUUCCAUUGUAGUUGCAUUGUUGCAUACGAUCUUACGCGUGUGUAGUUUAUCCAUGUCCGUGGAGUACCAAUAGCGGAAACGAACAGAUUAUAAAAUGAAGACUCUGACUAUUUUGCUGCUUACGGUACUCGUAUCUGGAGUGGUUCCUCGAAGUAAUACUCCAUCUGAUCCUAACGACGCAAUAUCAUCUACAGACGUAUCGUUAAACCGUAUAGAAGAUUCUGCAGAAUCAUCGAAAAUAUCUUUACUUAAGACAAGCGAUACGUCCGGGAAAGUGUCUUAUUCCACUGGCGCAACAAUAAAUGGAGAAGCGAAAGACAAAACGUCCAUUUCGGGUGAUAAGAGGGUAACUUCAAAAUUAAAAAAAGAUGAUCUACAAGUUUUAAAACCUUUCCUUGGUCCUAAGGAUUUACUUUUGCAAGAAAUUCAUACUUUAGACGAAGAAGCUUCUAAUUCUAAGACUCAAGAUGGAGCCAAAAUGGAAGUUAAUGGUGAAAAACGCGUAAAUUUAACAUCCUCCUCAAAUUCAUUAAGGACAAUCGGCGAUAAUAGCAUAACCGGAAGCAGUGCUAAAUCAAAAUUAGAUAAAGAUGAAGACGCACCCUACGAAGAUGAUAUGAACGAGGACGAAGAAUAUGAAAACGAAGACGAAUAUGACGAUACUGAUGAAGACGAUAACGAAAACGACCAAGAGCCCGAAGAUGAUGAACAAGUGAUGACACAAUGUCCCGAUUAUUGUAAAUGUAGUGGGGAGUAUGCAGCUGUAUCGACUGCAACAUGCACCAAACUCGUGGAACAUCAAUCUUUUGACAGAAAUAUUGUACAUUUGCGUAUAGAAAAUGCUGGUCUAAUUAGUCUUGGCCCUCAUGCAUUUCAGUCACGAGGUUUCCAACAAUUGGAAUCUAUUGUGAUUUCUGACACGAGAAUAGUCGAAUUAAAUCAAACUGCGUUUGAUGGAAUACCGUACUUAUUUUCUAUAAAUUUAACACGUAACGAUAUUCAAGACAUUCAUCCGAAUACUUUCCAAAGCAACAAACAACUAUCAUUACUUGCUAUUUCUGGAAAUCCGUUAAAGCAUACGCAAGAUUUAAAAUUGGCAAAACAUGGCCUGUUUGACGCUCCAUCAGUUACAGAGUUUGAUUUCUCCUUUAAUGGUUUGACAAAACUAAAACGUACAGCGUUUUCAAAAAUGAAUGGUCUGACUUAUGUUAAUUUAAAAGGUAACAAAUUAAGGGAAAUUGACAGCGAAUCUUUUAACACGUUGGAAUCACUUCUGGAAGUGGAUCUUUCGAACAAUAUGUUGAACGAACUUCCUGUUGAUCUCUUUUCUAACAGUAGGGUUCAAACGCUUCGUAUUGCUGGAAAUAAUUUGACCAAUUUGAGUACUAUACAAGCACCGAGAGUGAAAGUAUUAGAUGUAUCUAAUAAUAAAAUUAAGAUAAUAGCAAAAGACGACUUUUCUGAUGCAACCCUACUGGAUACAUUGACAAUUAGAUCGAAUGGCCUCAAGAGAAUUCAUCAACAUGCUUUUACUAAUCUUAAUCAACUUACCAAUCUUGAUAUUAGUGAUAAUAAACUAACUUCUCUGACGGAACACCAUUUAAGAGCUAAUUCGAUGUUACAAGUUUUAUUAAUGAACGACAACCCUGAAUUGGAGACCUUACCAAUAUUCAAAACAUCUGGACCUGACUCUAAUACAUUCAGUGUAUAUCGAUUUGAAUGCUCAAAUUGUGGUUUGUAUUUCCUCGAAGAAGGAACUUUCAACGCCAUGCCAGCAAUAGCACGAUUAAAUUUAUCUAGAAAUCGUUUGACUGGUCUUCCCGACGGACUUCUGAGUCACCUCUCGUCUUUGCGAAUUCUUGAUCUUUCUGACAAUAUAAUUAGUACUUUAGAAAGUAAUAUGUUCCGUGGUGCCACUAGUUUAACUAAAAUCAAUCUUGCGGGUAAUCCUUUGACAGCAUUACAAGUGACACCAUUCCUGAUGACUCCCAGUCUUAAUAAACUCGAUGUAAGCAGAUGCGCUUUGGAGAGAGUUUGGUCUGAAGCUAGACUUCCACUGAAUAGUUUACGAUCCCUGUCAGUUCGGCAAAAUCUUCUUCGUCGGAUUACUGUAGAAGAACUAAGAGCAAUGCCAAAUAUUGUUGGUUUGGACUUAUCAUAUAAUCCUCUUGAUUGUGAUGUUGAGUUUAAAGAUGCUGUACAAUGGCUCACGGAUCAUGGUGUGACGCCACUUGAAUUGUCAAGUUAUAUCAGCAAUUAUGGUGAUAGUGACAACUAUCAAGACUCGGAAGGUAUCAGUCAAUGGACGGAUUUAGCAAAAAUAGUUUGUGACGGCAUUAGUUCUGGACCACGACCGAGACCAGUUCCUCAUAAAGAAACGAAGUUGAAAAUUUUCCUUGGUGGAUUUGACACGUCAGUAGAUUCAGACCCUCUACUGAGAAGCAGUGUUGAAAGUGAUGAAGACUUUCCUAAACUGCAUAACUUUGAUCACGGAAUAAAGUCAAAUGAAGAAUCUGAGAAAGCCUGGACAACUCAAGAUCAAGAAUACGAAGACUUUGUUGCCUCCGAAAAUAUGGAAUAUCAUCCUUGGUACACUAAUGCACUUUGGCCUGUAAUUAUUGUGAUUAUCAUAAUUUUGUUGAUUCUUCUACUAACGGCACGUAUUACAAUUCAUUUGACCAAACGGCGAGGUCAGGGACCUGUUAUCAGGCCACCACUGAUCCUUCGACAAGGUUUAAUUGACAAUAAGAACUGCGGUUUAGUGUAUAAGCCGCUUCAAGAAGAAAUCGCUACACCGCAUGUUCCGAAACGGGGAAGCUUUUACUCCAGCAGCACAUUCCAUUAUGACAAAAUCGUGCCAGAAAGUGUUUAGAAUUCGUCAUGAAUUACAGUUAAAUAAUUAAUUAUUUAGCAACCAAUAUAUUUGAAUUUAAAGAGGGUAAAAAAUAUUUAAAAAGAUAGAAAAUAUUCUUAAAUAUCGAUGCGCAAUUUAAUUAUACUCAGAAAAACGUGCCAUGUGCAAAAAUAUUAUACUUUUAAUAGUAGACACAAAGGGAACAUAUAGACUUCUACACUUAAUAUUAUAAAAUAUUCGUAAAUACUAAUAAAAGUACGGGCAAAUAUUUUUUAAUAUGAUUAACUAAAAUAAUUACAUUAGGAUGAAUACUAAAAAGCACGUUUUUCAGAGUGCUUAAUGUCGUUGCAUUUUCCAAGAAUUUUAUAAUACUUAAUAAUAUUUUGAAAGGAAAUUUAUACAUUUUAUAUGAAACUCUUACCUGCAUAAGUAACUAAUAUUCUUUUAAUCCAAAUAAACAAUUUUUAUUAUAAAUUGGAAUGUUAUAAUAAUAACUCAAUUAGACGAACAUUUAAUUAGUAGUACAUAAUUACCAUACUUUUUUUGUUGAUAUUGAUAAUUGUCAUUUAUAGAUAAAUAAAUGAGUUACUGUAAAAAUAACUGAAAUUAGAAAAAACAAAAAUCGGCAAAAGUUAAAGCAGGAUUUUAAAACACAACGAAUGUAAUUUUACAUUUUAAAUUUAGAUAAUUCUGUUCAAUCACAGUAAUAUAUACAAACUAUAAAAUACACGAUUCAUAAUUACGGUGAUGGUAACAACAUCACUUGUAGCAUUUGUUUAAGCCAUAGAAAGUUAAGUAUUUGUACCAAGUACUACAUAUAGUACCAAGUGAACUAAUUCCUCGUAGUAUAAAUAGUACAUUAUGAUGUGCUAUAUAUUAUGCUACAUGUUGUAAAUAAUGUAUAACGUUUUAAUAAAAUUUUGAUUAUAAUAAAA